GACCCACUUUACAUGGUAAAUAGUCUUCCUCUUCAGUAAAGUCGAUUAAUUGUCUGGAAAACAAAGAACUGCAGCUGAAGAGCCAAACUGUACCCAUCAAUUACUCUUUUUAUAACAUUAUUACAAAGCAAACUCCAACAGCCACCCACAGAAGAUUAUUUGCCUCUAGCAAGGUCAGUCCUGCUCUUGGAUUGUGGGGCAUUUUAGCAAUAGCAAACCAGAGAAAGCUCAGCAUUAAUAACUACAUUAAAAGACUGUGCUGUACUCCUGCUUUAUUUGCAGCCACCCUUGCAAAUCAGCAUACUUUUUGUGUACUGGAUGGUAUAAACUGCCUUUCAUCGGGCAUUCUUCCAGACUCCAGCAUUCAAUCAGCUCCUCAGGCACUCUCCAGUAGCUGACACCUGGGAUUCAAAGAGUCAUUGUCUUGAUGAGCUGGAAGAACAUAGAACAUAGUCAAUAUGAUGUUAAAGUUACACUUCACAUCUGACAAAAUGGAUUUCACCUCUGGAACUGCACUGGCAGAAAUGUUGCUUACAGCCAUCACAGGGCAGUGACUCUUCCCUUGUACUCUAUAUCUCAAGCACGGGGUUGAGUUUCACAGUAUCACCAAGGUUGGAAGAGACCUCACAGGCACCUCAAUACAAGAAGGGCAUUGAGAUACUGCAAAGAAGAGAAACAAGCUGGUGAAAGGCCUAGAGAAUGAGUCUGAUGAAGGGCAGCUGAGAGAACUAGGACUGUUUACUUUGAGGAAGAGGAGGCUGAGAGGAGACCUUACUGCUCUCUACAACCACCCGAAAGGACAAGCUAGAGAGGUUCAUUCUGAUGACAGAUAAACAAGUAACUGCUAAAUCAUCUGCUGUUUCCUCCUGGGAUGCUGUUAAAGGACAUGUGAAGAUGAGGGCUGGAACGUUACGAGCUGCAAAACUGAAUGCUUCUUUAGCAUUGAAAAUAAAAGCUAAGUUAAUAAAUAACUCAUCUAUGUCUAAAGUAUCUUUAAAACAAAACAAUAAAGCAUUAGCUGUGGCUUUGAGUGUAGAGAAAGAAAAUUCUCGGAAGCUAAAGAAUGAGAAGAUUUUACUUCAUAGGGAAGUGGAGAAGCUGCAGCUUCAUAAUGUCUUGCUUCGUCAAAAGCUAAACUGUUUGAAUAAAACUCUUAAAGAAAUAGAAGCAUUUUUGAACAAUAAACUCAUAACUGCAAUAGAAAUAAGCAGUCUUUCUGAGAAUCUCCAGAAUUCUCUUCCUCUGCCAACUAGUCCAAGUAACUCUGUUGAUGACCAGUUCAUGAGUACAUGUCAGUCUGCAAGAUCAGUAGUGAAGCUUCCUUUGAUUGCAACAGCUGAUGCAAAACAGCAAGACAGCCCUUCUCUGUGCGGAAUAACAAAUUCUUACAACUAUACCACUAUUGUGACAAAGGAAAUGCAUUCAGAUCAAGUCAGGUUUGCAUUAUCUUUGCCUUCUGGUACAAAUAAUCAAGAGUUAAUUGAAACAGACCCACUGGAAACAGCCUUUAAUGAAAGCAUAUCUUUGAAAGAAAGCCAGUUACACACAGAACUAACCCACAAUAGUGCCUUCCUGACUCAUGUGGAAAAUGCACAGCUGCUAAGGCAGCCUGAGGAGCUUACAAAACAACCUGACAAUUGUUCAUUGCCAUUCUAUGGGCACGUGGCUGAAAGAAAGAAACACACAGUACUUUGUAAGUCAAAAACUCAACCUGAUAUCAUAGAUUUUGAUAAAAAAUAUAGUUCAAAUCUUAUUCCUUCACCGCUUAAAUUUAGCAAUGAAAGUAAGACAGAUUCAAAAAAGCUGCUUUGUACUGCCAAGAUGAAGCCUGAAGAAACCCUUUAUGAUGCUGAUAUGGAGUUGACUGCCACUGAUGCAGGUGAACUACUAACAGUUACAGCAAAAGAUAAAGAUAAAUUAUACCAAAAGAGAAGUAGUGGUGACAAUUCUGAUAAAAUACUAGUAAAUUUCAGAAAAGCAAAACAUUCUAAGAAGGAUAAAGAGAAAAUUAAAAGCAAGAUGGAAGCUGGUUCAAAUUUAUAUGCAGAAGAAAGACAUACUGGCGACAAUGGUGAAGUCACAAAAGCUACUGAUUCACAAACUCAACUAUUCCAAAGUCAAACAGAACAACUACCUACAGAAAAUUCUACAGGGAAACAGAAUUUGCCAAAUGCCAGCAAGUAUUAUCAAGCAGAAAAUUCUCCAGAUAGAGCUAAUGAUACUAGAAGCACGUGCCAGGUUAACACGACGAGUCUAAGAAAAGAGGAGAAAAAUGGAGAAUCUUUCUCAGAAACCUGUGAAGACAUGCAAAGCAAAAUACAAAAAGCUGACUCAUCUAACAACAAGAGCCCACCAGAAGUUUAUUGUGCUGAAAAUUUACCAUUCCAAGAUAAUACUUACAGUGUAUUGCAUUUACAAGGGGACUUUGCACAUACACGUAAGGAACAUAGCAGACCGAAAAUAAAUGGGGAAAAAAGCCCUUCUAAAAUGAGCACAGCAGAAUACUGUGGAAAGGAAAAUGGACAGCAAGGAGAAAGUAUUUUGACAAAAUCUCAAACAGAGACACAACAACAUGACAGCAAUAGAAAACAAGACAAGAUGACUAUUGGAAAAUGCAAGCAAAAAAAUAGUUACCAUCGAAGUGGAGAAACUGAAAGUGACAGCAGUCAGAAAAGUCAAACUUCUAAAGUAAACCAAAAGAGCAGCCACUUACCACCAAGCAGAUUAAAGCAUACAGUGGCAAAGGCUAGCAGGAAAGUAUAUAUAAUACCCAAAGGAAAUUCUACACAGGUCUCACUUUGUAAAAAUAAAGAAUUAAAAAACAAGGGUGCACUGCACAUGGAUGGUGUUUGUGGCAAUGUAACUGGAACUCGGCAAAUGCAAAUAGCUUUAGCUAUUGAGAAUGGUGCAGCUACAGAUUCACCACGAGCUAGAGAACAAGUUAAUGAGCCUGUCAAUAUCUUAAACAAAGUAGAUUCCUCAUCACUGGAACAUAAAAUGCCUCACAGCAGUAAUUCUAAUGAUCUGGUAAAGCAAAACCAGAGGUUUAGUUCUGAUAUCACUGAGAGCAGUGCAGAAAAAGAUUCUUUGAGGCAUAUUGAUCAGGGGGAGCAGAAUAUUUCGGAUGGCCAAGAAGUCCCUUAUAAGGUAGAUUACUUUAUGAGCAAAUUAAAGCCUGUGGUUCUAAAGUCAAAAUCCAAAUGUUCCAAGAUGAUGCCUGUAAGUGUAGAUAACCUUUUCAAGGAAGGUCCUACCAGUGUGGAGCUCCCAGCUGAUGAUAACCACAGUGCUUCCAUCAACUUGUCUAUACUUGAAAACUCUGAAAUUUGUGGGGAGAGCAAUCAUCAUAAAGCACAAGACUCUGGGAGAAAAGCUUUGCAAGAUCUGACAAAUGUUAGUAUACAGUCUCAUAUUUCCUUACCUAAAUCCCCCCAAAUGUCAGAAGAAGACUCAGCAGGAAAGAAAACUAGACGAGGAAGAGCUGACAUUUGCUACAAAGAACCCAGUCUGCAAUGCAAAUUAAGACGUGGGGAUCCAUUUACAGAUACACAGUUUCUGUACUGCCCAGACAGUAGGGUAAAAAAGAAAAUGCAUUUUAAAAGUAAAUCAAAACUUAUUUGAAGAAGACAAGAGAAUUGCCUUUACAAACAGUACUUCUAAAAUGGGUAGUAUUUAUUUUUUUAAUAUAUAUAUAUAUGUUUAGCAGUAUAGAGUGCUUAUUGUUACUUGAUUAGUAAAGGUGUUCCAAAGAAUUUCCUAGAAAGAAGCUGUUACAUAAGGGACCGAGAAUACUUUAUUGAGGAAGGCAAAUAUAGAUUAGGCUCCACUCUUGUGUUUGCAUUUCUCCUAAGUCAUUUGUAAUCUGUUUAAAGGGUUGGCAGCACUUCUUAGUUUGGGACAAAAGUACAUGUUUUAAUGAGAAUUAAAAAUAAAUCACCUUUGGCAAUUUUAA
Molecule: messenger RNA, 3952 nt
Organism: Pogoniulus pusillus (Red-fronted tinkerbird)
Lineage: Eukaryota; Metazoa; Chordata; Aves; Piciformes; Lybiidae
Gene: SGO2
Product: shugoshin 2
Exons: 9
Coding region: 823-3621 (932 amino acids)
Biological process (GO): meiotic sister chromatid cohesion; meiotic chromosome segregation
Cellular component (GO): kinetochore; nucleus; chromosome, centromeric region
Source: RefSeq, a predicted model, not a curated record